ACUCAGGCACGUUCGUUCGUUGUCGUCGUCGUCAAAGAGCGUGGCCUCCGAAGUGAAACUAUAUAACAGGCGACGUUUCGGAAAGCGGCUCCUUCCUCGGAGCUUUUUUGGCGGUGACCUGCACAAAGGUGGAAAGUUUCGUCGGCCAUCUUACGUGGGGAUACCCCUCCGUUACAGGGGAGGGGAAGGGUGCCCCCCCCCCCCGCUACCGACCCACUGCGAUGACGUCACGUCGCUUAGCAAACCAACCCCGUUACACAUCCCUACGCAAGAUGGCCUCGUGUGCGAGUCACUCGCCUCUCCCCCCCCCGUCAAGGCGAGCAGCCGUGCCUUCUCCAUGCCAUCUCCAUCGAAACACGCUGGAACUAUUAAACGUGUCAUGUGUGGAGUGGGUGGAGUGCGCUGGGCGUUUCGCACGGCGAACUGGCAGCCCACACGCUCCGACUGGCUCCUGGCCACUCGCUGCAUUCAGGCAGAGGAGAGGCAGCGCGUCUCCGAAUUCGUCUUCGUCGAGGAUGCCAAAGCGGCAAUGGCUGGCCGUUUACUUCUGCGGAAGGCGAUCGUGGAGGUGUUGGGUCUGCCAUGGGAGCGCGUUCACUUGGGCCGUACCGCCCAGGGAAAACCCGUGCUGCUAACCUCUGACCCUCACCCUGUUUUCGACUCUGAAAACGUCACGGAGCGUGGCCUGGACUCGGUUGAAUCCCUGGGCUUUAACGUCUCCCAUCAAGGGGACUUCACUGUGCUGGCUGCAGAGCUUGGACAUACCAUUGGGGUGGACAUCAUGAAACAUCAGCUGAGAGGUCGGCAGACCACGGAGGAGUUUUUCAGACUGAUGAGCCGGCAGUUCACGCCACUUGAGUGGAGAACCAUCCGCAGCGGAGGCAGUGACUGGGAGAAGCUUGGGCUCUUCUACAGACACUGGUGUCUGAAGGAGAGCUACGUGAAGGGUGUCGGUGUUGGACUCGGCUUGAACCUGCAGCGGAUAGAGUUUCGACUGGGAUCGCCGCGUGUCGACAUGUCGGCCGUGACGCAGGACACCAGGCUCUUCGUUGACGGUGCUGAGGACACCGGGUGGCUCUUUCAGGAGACGAUGCUGGAUGAAUCCCACUUUGUAGCUGUGGCUGUGGAUCGACACUCAGCCGUGUGCCAGACAUCCAAAGGUCACAGGCGUAGCGAUGAAUCACCGUGCGUGCGGCCGUUCGUCUCGCUCACCUUCCAAGACCUCAUGUCGACGGCUGCCCCCUUGUCCCUUGAAGAACCAGAAUUCUGGGAAAAUUUUCAAGCAAAAAAUCUCAAAAUGUUCGACACGUAGGGAGGAAUAAACACAAACGUGCGUUCCCUUGUUGAGAUGCGUUCGUCACCUGUUAGCGCUUUUCAAAUCCAAAUUAUAUUUUAUUUUCGUGCCCCUCUUACAAUCGGGUGGUGUGUUGAAAGCCUCCAUACUUUUCUUAUCACAGGUAAUUAAUGUGACAUUCUUGGCUUCCUUUCACCAUUGCCUCGGGAUGUAAAAAAAAUACCUUGCGGAUAAUUAGCAAGGUAAUAAUAGAUGGCCACUGAUUAGGCAAGUGCAGGAUAUGCUCUUUUUUAAUUAGGUUUGUUUACCAAUGAUGGGGUUGCGAAAGAGGGUUACGGUUAGGUCCGUGUUAAGGUUAGGCUGAAGGAAUGUGAUCAUUUACCAACUUUGCUAUGCAAAGUGUCAAGUGCAAGCAAGAGCGAGUUGUGGUUAUUUGAGCGUAUUCAUCAGUGGAGUAAUACAAAACUAGAAUUCUGUUUUUAUUGGGUUACGCCGCCCAUGGGAGUCAAGAGAUUACACAUGCUCAGUGACUUCUUUUAUUGAGGCUAAACAGAAUUUUUAUUAAAUGUUUUGCAGUCUGAGCUUUGUUCGAAGUGCACCGGUAAAAUGUCAGUUCUCGGAAGGCAACGUUGAUUUUGCAGUUUUGUUCACAUGCCCUUGGAUAUAAAUACUCCUGUGAAUCAAUUCUGCCGAGCAUACCUUUUGUGUUCCAGCGUCAUGGCUGAAUUUCAUAAGGGAUCAUUUCCAGAGGUCUGAGUUCUCUGCAAGCCUGUGGGACUUGGCUGCAAUGCAGCGUGUCAUUUAUCUGGGUCGUGGCAGGCAAGGAGAUAGUUGGCACAGUACACGGGAAGCUGAGUGCUAUUAUAAUUAAGUUGUAUCCUUUGGGGCAAUGCCGAUGUUUGUUUAAAAAAUUUGUCACGUCGAAAUUCUUCACCAGAUGUCUGCCGUUCUAAUAGCUUUUUUCAUAUUGCUGAAAUAAUAAAGCUGAAAUGAAAUGGAAGGCCUUUUAUUCAAUUCAUAGUUAGAUUGUCAAUCCCUGUGUACGGUAUAUAUGUAAUGUUAAAUGGAGACUACGAGAAGGAAUUGGUCUUGAAUGGUGCCUAUUUAAAACACCUCCCUGCUCAAAUGAGUUAUGGGGCUGCACUCAUCUCUUAGUGUCAGAGGCCCGUUUCUCCACAGGAUGACCACUGGUUGAAUUAUCACACGGUUGUACUCGAGCUGACUGGAAUUUGAACUGGAACCCAUCUUUUGGUGACCAGAAUGCUGAUAUCACAACACCAUUGGUGACUAAGCUCUACAUUGGUAUGGGACCACUAGAGUAAUUAUGGUACAAUGUAUAAUAAUGACAAUUUACAGCACCUUGUCAAUCCACUGCUGGAUGAAGGACUACUAGCAGUUGUGUAGGUCAUGGGGGUUUGUUUGACCAUAUUUCACCACAGUGGUCAAUUUGUGUUUGUGAAGGCGAGACUCGGCACUGGUUCAGAUAUCGCUCACCAUUGAUGUUACCCAUGUCUAGGAAUUCAGGAUAUAUUUAUAACGAAGGAAUCCAAUGAGCUAUAACGCUCUUUUUCACAGAUGUCCGGUAGUGGCGGAUUACAAAGUUACAACAACAGACUAUGAAAACACGAUAGGAGUGCAAAGUAUAGAAAAGGUAAGGAAAUCAUGAAAAAAAUAUUUUACCAGGUAAAGCCCACUGAGCUAUUAGCUUCUUUUUUAGAAGCGACCUGGCCACAAAUGAUAGCUCAAUGAAGUGGCUUAUCAUGUGGAAAUUAUAACUGCCAAAUUAUCUAAAACAACGCAUGCUGUUGAUUGUAAAUGUGGAGGGAAAGCCACGGGGAAAGAGACAUGCAAACUCCAAAUAUAUAGGCGUCAGAGCCGGGAUCAAACCCACGACCUGCAUACCAGGCAAGGAAGAUGAUAUCUCGCCACUGGUAGCCCUUAUGAGCCCGCAAGGCCUAAAAAUCGCUGACGAGUUGUCUACACGAUUGCGGAAUGCACUUUUAAAAUGGCCACAAGCUCUAGACAACAACAUUGAAAUUAGGUUUCUGGCUUCAUAGUUAAUCACGGUUUCACUGCUAUCCCUGUAGUACCUUACUAAAAUCCUCAUGGAUGCAUAUUUAAGGAAUGAAGCGAUUCAUAAUUAUGGACCACAGUAAU
Messenger RNA from Petromyzon marinus (sea lamprey), 3451 nucleotides. It is a transcript of the gene AASDHPPT, whose product is annotated as aminoadipate-semialdehyde dehydrogenase-phosphopantetheinyl transferase. Gene Ontology annotation, cellular component: cytosol. NCBI's taxonomy places the organism in Eukaryota, Metazoa, Chordata, Hyperoartia, Petromyzontiformes, Petromyzontidae. The record is from RefSeq and is a predicted model, not a curated record. Gene Ontology annotation, molecular function: magnesium ion binding; holo-[acyl-carrier-protein] synthase activity.